Molecule: messenger RNA, 2004 nt
Organism: Mizuhopecten yessoensis (Yesso scallop)
Lineage: Eukaryota; Metazoa; Mollusca; Bivalvia; Pectinida; Pectinidae
Product: dnaJ homolog subfamily C member 22-like
Exons: 3
Coding region: 110-1201 (363 amino acids)
Biological process (GO): endocytosis
Cellular component (GO): plasma membrane; early endosome
Source: RefSeq, a predicted model, not a curated record
UCACCAAUACGGAAUUCCCUACGCGCGCACAUCAAUAAUAAUAGCUUCCGAUCGAGCGGAAAAGGUAAAAGAACAGGAUUUAUCGAUAUGGGACCAAAAAUAUAACAAAAUGGCGAACAUCGUGGUUGCAUACAUCUUAUGGCUGACGGGAGGCUGGCUCGGCCUUCAUCACUUUUAUCUUGGUCGCGACAAGCAUGCGUUCGUUUGGUGGGCAACAUGGGGAGGCUGCUUGGGUCUUGGAUGGUUUCGUGAUUUAUGGAGACUUCCUGAGUAUGUAUAUGAAGCAAACAACGAUAAAAGAUAUUUAAACGAGCUAAAACAUCGCAUGGAGGUGUUCCCCCGACCCCCGUUUAAUGUUACCAGGUUUGGCGGCGAACUGGUGGUGGGAUACCUGUUUGGGAUCGUGCUAAGACUGGUUAUACCAGAAGAAUACACAGCUCAUGGUAUUGGCUGGUUACUGACCGUCGUUCUACCUCCUUAUGGAGCUGCUUUUGGAGUACACCUGGUUGCCAACAUUGGACGACAAAAGUGUACAAUGUCGGCACCUCUGAUUGGUGCCUCCCUCGGGUUGCCAUGGUCACUGUACAUUUCGGAAAAUAUUAUGCCAGGUGUACUGUUUGCUGCAAUUCUUGUGAAUAAAUUUGGAAUACAGUGGAAAGAAGAUAGAAGAGACAGAGAAAACCUCUGUAAAAGGGCGCUUGUGUUGACGUUUUGUGGUAUGAUUUAUCUGUCAUUGUGGACCUCUGUGAUUUAUUUGAAUUGUUCGGUCACUAACGAACACGGUGAAACCAUACCUUUACGAGAGGCAAUUCCAAAUUUCUUUAAAUCUCCUGCCUGGGAGAAUAUGAAAGGGACUAUAAGUAAACUCUACGAGUAUUACAAACUUUACGGCUGGAAUAAACUUUGGCAGCAGAUUGUGGAGGCUAUGGACCCUACAGGAGAAGCUAAUGCCUAUAAGGUACUUGAUCUGAAUGAGACUGUCAGUCAAAAAGAAAUCACAAGGCGAUACAGAGAUCUCGCGAAGGAGUGGCACCCAGACAAAGUCAAAGAUCCGGCCAAAAAAAUGGCUGCUCAGGAACGGUUCAUAGAAAUCCAAAAGGCAUACGCAACAUUAUCUGAAAUAAAAAGUCGGAGAACAUCAAAGUCAAUGGAAUCGGAUUUUCCAAAGAAAGCUAAGAAACAGACCCAUACUGAGUUUUAAUGACAUUGUCGAUCUGAAAUAUCGUUAUGCUGCAUGGAUCUUUUUAUAAUUUUUAGCUUACCAAUCUGAAAUGAGCUUAAGCUAAGCCAUGGUACAGUACCCUUGGUCAAUGUUUUCUGAAAACAACUACUCCUCAAGUAUGGUCAAUCAGAUCUCAACCAAACUAUGCCUGAAUUUUUUUUCUCCUAUGGAUUUCACUUGCUGUAUUUUUUAGCCAAAACAAGUGUGGUUAUGUUUGAGGUUGAUGCCAGUUCCAUGAUUGCCAGCUCGAAGACAAACAUUUGAUGGAAACGUGGCUAAAAUGAAACUGUUGAUCUGCAAAAAUUACACUGAAUCUCUUCCUUUAAACCUGGUUCCUCCUCAAAAGACCACAGCUGUUCAUAGGACGUAAAGCACACACAAACAAACAAACUCGACCUUUAAAUCAGGUCUAAAAUGUAAACAUGAUACAUGUGUAAGUAACUCGGGCUGCAAAUAUUUACAGCCCACGAGCUGUGUGCCUAUUGGCCUCUUGUUUCUUUCAUUGUGGCUUAUCGUUGGCGUCUGAUUUUUUGUGAUGACAAGAUCGAUGGAUGUUGCUACAGAUACAUAUCCAAAAAAUAAAUGUUUUGUUUUUUGAUAAUAUUCAAAUUAAAUCAUAAAUAUGUUGAUAAUCCAUAUUAACUUAAACAGCAUGUAGACAUAUCAAAUUGUAAUUUUGGCUGAAGAUAAAAGGUCAGCACACAUGGAGGAUAUUUAAUGGUGUCUUCAGGAAUAACAAAUAUAUUUCACUCGUGUGGCUAAUGUUUUGAUAUUUUUCACUC